Messenger RNA from Meriones unguiculatus (Mongolian gerbil), 1140 nucleotides. It is a transcript of the gene Tsen15, whose product is annotated as tRNA splicing endonuclease subunit 15. Gene Ontology annotation, biological process: tRNA splicing, via endonucleolytic cleavage and ligation. Lineage: Eukaryota; Metazoa; Chordata; Mammalia; Rodentia; Muridae. The transcript is spliced from 5 exons. The record is from RefSeq and is a predicted model, not a curated record. Bases 74 to 595 code for a protein of 173 amino acids. Gene Ontology annotation, molecular function: nucleic acid binding.
AACUCCCGCGCGCUGGACUCGGCUUCUGGCCGGGCGGGCUUCGCGGCGCACCACGGUUCUCUGCGCGGGUGGCAUGGAGGAGUGCAGCGGGUCCGAGCCCACCCCGGGCUGUAGCGGCCCUAGCCAGGGUCCCGUUCGCGGUGGCGACGGCGGCACCCACACGUGGGCUCCCGAGGACGCCUGGAUAGGCACACACCCUAAGUACUUAGAAAUGAUGGAACUCGAUAUAGGAGAUGCCACCCAAGUUUAUAUAGCGUUCUUGGUUUACCUGGACCUCAUGGAGAGUAAAAGUUGGCAUGAAGUAAACUGUGUAGGGUUACCAGAACUACAGCUCAUCUGCCUCCUUGGCACUGAGAUAGAAGGGGAAGGGCUACAGAUGGUGGUGCCCAUACCCAUUUCUGCUUCCCUCAGCCAUAGCAAGAUAAGGGAACUCUUGAAGGCGUCUAGGAAGUUGCAAGGUGACCCGGAACUGCCGAUGUUUUUUACUUUGGCCAUAGUGGAGUCAGAUUCUACAAUUGUCUACUAUAAACUUACUGAUGGAUUUAUGCUGCCAGACCCUCAGGUCAGUUUUGAAGUAACUGACAGGAAACAGUGAUGGGAGACAAAGAAUAUUUCUCUUAGGAGAUAACAGCUGCCCUUCCUGGUGCUGAUUCUAUUCCUGAAAGAUUGGAUUUGAGGUCCAUCUGCCUGCUUCGUCUUUUAUCUCAGAGGUAGUCAGGGUUGACUCAGCAAGUCCCAACUUACAAGCUUUUUUUAAGAAUAAAGCCUUCUCAGUUGGAAAUGUAUAUUGGUUGCAAAUAUAGAGUAUUUAGCUUAGAACUUUCUAAUCAGAGACAGUGUAUUUACAUGCAGGUUUUCAGAGUGGGGAAACUGUAUGUGCCUCUGCCACCUCCCAUCUGUAGUCAGUAGACAGGUAUCCUUGAAUGGUACAGAGGAACUGCUACAGUGAAGAAAUUGACACAAGAGCAUUGGAACGUGGUCAUGGAUGACACGUCAAGCUAUACAAGUAGACAAUCGAGAUACCAGUUGUGAUUAUAGUAGGAAGACAUGGCAGUAAAGGAAUGACUUUGCCUCUUCUAGACAUUUCAUUUGUUAUUUGUAUUUCUUUUAUAAUGUUUUAAAAUUUAAAAAAUCUUGAAA